CUACAGAACAAACUCUCUACUUUCUCUCUUAUUAGACCAACAAAAAUGGCCAAAACUGGCAAACUAAGGAAGCUAAAGUCAGCGAUUAAGAGAUGGCCGUCUCUCAGCAAGCUUGGUUGCAGGAGCAGUUCGAUAGCAGCAGCAGCAGCAGCAGUGGAGACAGAGGACAAGACGAUGGCGGCGCGGGAGGAGCUUCAGGCGGUUUAUGUUGGGAAAUCUAGGAGGAGGUAUUUGUUGAGCUCGGAUACCAUUUGCCAUCCUCUGUUUCAAGAGCUUGUAGAGAGGUCAGGUGGGUUUAACGAUGAUGACGAUGAUAAUAACCAAGUUGUGGUUGCUUGUGAGGUGGUUUUGUUCGAGCACUUGUUGUGGAUGAUUGAUAAUGAUGGUUCUCAAUUGGGGUCCAUGGACGAGCUUGCUGAUUUCUACACUUGUUGAGUGAAGCUUGUAACUAAAGUCACAUUAUUUGACAAGAAAAUGAUGGUGGUUAUAUAUAUAUAUAGUUAGUGUAAUUGUGUUUAUCUAAUUGGUGGAUUAAAGCCGUGUAGGGAACUUCUGAGGGUGCAUUGCACUUUGUCUUGAGGUUUACUCCACCACCGUGUUGCGAUGUAAAAAUAUAUAUUUGGGAUUAAACAAAUUGAUUGAAUGAAGGGCCAAUUAUACCUUUUAAUAGACUCUUGUAUUAUCUUUUUCAGCUUAGGACUUUGUAAU
This is a messenger RNA of Tripterygium wilfordii, 708 nucleotides long. Its product is annotated as auxin-responsive protein SAUR78-like. Gene Ontology annotation, biological process: response to auxin. Lineage: Eukaryota; Viridiplantae; Streptophyta; Magnoliopsida; Celastrales; Celastraceae. The transcript has a single exon. The record is from RefSeq and is a predicted model, not a curated record. The coding region runs from base 46 to 435 and encodes 129 amino acids.